CAGCGGUGUGGGUGCCGUGCGGCUGAGAGAAGGUAAUGGCCAGGAGGAACGUCCUACAAGAGAUCCCCAUCUCGGUGCCGCAGACCGAACAGCAGUCCUAUCAGAUGGUGACCGAGGAGGAGGAGGAUUCGCUCCCGUACAACAAGCCGAUCCCCUCCGCGCAGCGGCCGCACUCCAGGUACAUCAGCAAUGACGAGUCCAAGGAGAACAUCACCCCAUCCCAGUUGGAAAAUAUUUUUCAGGAGAAGAGUCAAGUGAAGACUUUAGAUGGCAGCAGUGUUGGAGACGAACCAGGAGCCUUGAGCAAUGUAAAUGUGUUCACCCCUAAGAGAUCAGAGGGGUCACCUGAGGACCUGCAGCCAUGUAGCACCCCCAUGGACUUCUCUACGGUCACUGUGGAAAAUCUGGACAUCACUAGUGAAAGCUUCACCACCAAGUGUGCCAGUGACGGCAAAUCUCCAAAAUCCUUCUAUAAACACAGGCGCAGGUCGACAAUCGGGGUCCGGGGGUCGCCUGAAAUGAAUUUCUUAAUCCGUCAGAUUGCACUCCAGAGAAGCAACAGGAAGAGCGAACCGGAGCCCGAGGGUAACCCGUUCUCGUCACCACGAAACUCCGUACUAAGAGAGAAAAUCGCCGCUUUCCGGAAUGCUUUCCAGGCGGUUGAGGAAACGGAGGGAAAAUUGGCAUUUCCAGGAUUUUCAGAAGUCGAGGAGUUGAAAUCUGGGAGAGGAGAGAGGACAUCUGAGCCGCCAGAAAAAAGGAAGAAAAUAUGUGGCCCUUCAGAUGUGGACCUACCAAAUGAGUUACAUAAAACCUCAGCAGCGUCGUGUCCGGCACAACCUUCGGAGAAAUCUGUGCCAGAGAAGACCCUGGAAAGUGACUGCACUUUAGCAUCUAGACCGCUGACUGAAGUCCCCAGCAAGUCGGUGGAGGUGCUGACCGAUGAAGCCCAAAUGUUACCGGACACCUCCAGAUCCCGUAAAAGGAAGGUGAUGUUUGCAGGUGCAAGUCCUCCAGAACCUGAGCAGUCUCUGAAAACAGAAGAUUCCUCUGGACUAGUCCUUAAACCUGCGCUGAAAAAGACUCCUAGACGAGAUUUUCUCCAUUUUCAGCUCGGGUUCCCAGAGGAGGACGGAGAUCUGUUUUCACUAGAUGAAGAAGCAGAUGAUGAGAUUAAUAAUAAACCUGUAGAUUCAGUGAAGAUGAAGAAGAGGGUGACCUUUGGAAGGGAGCUGAGCCCUGAGAUUUUUGACAAAACCCUCCCGGCUAACACGCCUAUACGUCGAGGCAGUACACCAUAUAAUUACCAUAAAUUUGAUGCCACUCCAUCUGCGGAACAAUCCUUCUGCCAGAGCCCAUCUGCCUGUGCGCCAGUGCCACAACCGGACUUUGACGAGGAGGAGACCCUUCAGCCUGUCUCUUUGUGCUUUGAUGCUGCCUCGGACAGCGACUCUCCAGUAUCCCCCGCUUUGCCAGAGCACAGAGCGGAGUGUGAUCCUCAUGAGGUCAGUGCGGCUGCAGAUAUUAUAAAUGAAUCUUUUAUUGCCUCACCAGAAGUCUCUCCUGCUGCAACAACCAGACAGACUCGCUCCAGGCAGAAGUUGACCAGCAGUAAGACGAAUCCAGAAAGAAAUGGUUUAAAGUCUAAAGGGAGAUCCAAUGCUAAAAAACCCAAGAAGUCUGCGAUUGGCAAGAAAGUCCAGACAUAUGUUUCCCGUGGAAGAGGCAAGAAGAAAGGAAUGAAGUCCAAGAAAUCUGUCCAGAAACCUGUGCAUAGCGAGCGAGAAGUGGUAUCCAGGAAGCCUCUGCUGAGUCCUAUCCCAGAGUUACCAGAGUGCAUCCCCACACCACCUGCUUCCACGUCCCAGAGCUUUCUACAUGUUGGGAAAUCCUUCCACGAGCAUCCAAUGAAGAAGGUCCACACAGAAGUCCUGGAGAACCAUUUUCCCUUUACACUCGAGGAUUCUUUGGAGAGGAGUUUUGAAGAAAAGGCUCCAGAAAGACCAUCACUCUGUGCAGUAGAAGAUGUGCAGACUCCAGAUGCAUCAACCGCUCCAGCACUGGUGGAUGUCAAAGUCUCUAAUGGAUCACCAGAAAAGAGUGAAGAAGUCUUAGAUUUGAUCCCACAGGCUGACCUUGUAAGCAGUGAAUGUCCUCAGUCCUCUACUGUCAUUGAUGUGAUAGCUCAAAUAACCAAAUCAACUACAAGUGGUCUUGCCUCCAGUUCAGUAGAGAAGAUAAGUAAAUCCAGGAGUACAAAGAGGCGUUCUUCCUCUUGCAGAUCUGUAUCCCAUGCCUCUGUAAAUUCAGAAAAUACUGUAGAUUGUGUAAAACAAGAAGACACCCACCCCACUUCUCACACACCAGAGACAUGUAUCGAUUACCCAGUGCAAGGAGCAGUCGAAGUGUCCUCCGUGCCUAAUGAGCUUGCAGAAGAAAGCUCAACCACUAGCCACUCAACACCACCUAUAAGCUCAGUCACAACUGAACGCAAAAAAUCUAGAAGAUCAUCAAGGGUCCAUGUUUCCAACAUCCUGUCUGCAAACCCCGAACAAAGAGAGCAAACUAUUCCGGGGGAACAUACCGCUUCCAUGCUGCCUUAUCCAGUUGACCCCUCUCUGAAUGACUUUUGUCUUCCUAUUGAUGAAGCCUUGCAGUUCCCACAACCAGAGAAAAAGGUGAGGCGCAGUAUGAGACUGCGCAGAGAUUCUGGGGUCAUUGGCUUGUCUUGGGUGCAGGAAAAUGAUGUCAAUGAAACGACUGGGAGGAGGAAAUCUUUAAGUUCUGUCACGAGGCUUGAGGAGAGCUCCGCAUUGUCCUUGGAGAACACAGCUCAUAGUCCAAACAAGGAAAACUUGAGCAGCUACCAUGUGGCUAACCCCCCCAGGAGAGCAAGACGAAGAAGCUUGUGUACCACCACCAUUCAGGAAAGCUUAUCCACCUGUGAUAAAAAGCGGAGGUCCAACUGUUUCUACAAGGCUCCUAACGCCAUGCCUACAUCAGAUGAAGCCGACCGCAGUGCCCUAGUACCAGAUGCAUAGGAAGACCACAUGUCUCAUGGACCUUACCUUUUCCAUACCAAAAGUACUAUGUCUAUAUAGACUCCUCUCUUGUGGGGUCCCACCGCUUGCCAUAUGGUGGGUCAGGCAACCCUUCCUAAAAUGUGAUGAGGGAUUCAGUCUGGAAUUUUACACCUUCCCAUUGCUCAUGUUUGUAUAUAUCUUGUGCCUUUUCCCUUGGCCAUGAGCACAUGUUGACUUGUGACCUUUUUUGUAUGUUGUCUGUCCUUCCUUCCUUUAUUAAAUGUCUCUUUUGUA
Molecule: messenger RNA, 3317 nt
Organism: Bufo bufo (common toad)
Lineage: Eukaryota; Metazoa; Chordata; Amphibia; Anura; Bufonidae
Gene: CDCA2
Product: cell division cycle associated 2
Exons: 15
Coding region: 36-3041 (1001 amino acids)
Biological process (GO): regulation of chromosome segregation; regulation of mitotic nuclear division
Cellular component (GO): nucleus; chromosome
Source: RefSeq, a predicted model, not a curated record